Messenger RNA from Dunckerocampus dactyliophorus (ringed pipefish), 4973 nucleotides. It is a transcript of the gene sema3c, whose product is annotated as sema domain, immunoglobulin domain (Ig), short basic domain, secreted, (semaphorin) 3C. Gene Ontology annotation, molecular function: chemorepellent activity; semaphorin receptor binding. The coding region runs from base 149 to 2425 and encodes 758 amino acids. Gene Ontology annotation, biological process: axon guidance; positive regulation of cell migration; negative regulation of axon extension involved in axon guidance. The transcript has 18 exons. The record is from RefSeq and is a predicted model, not a curated record. NCBI's taxonomy places the organism in Eukaryota, Metazoa, Chordata, Actinopteri, Syngnathiformes, Syngnathidae.
CCUAGUCUGUCAACUCCGGCUCAGAAGGCGGAACAGCUCUUGCUGGAGUCCCGGGAGUUGCGUUACGGCAGAAGGACGCUUUGGAGUCUUCACCUGGUGGGGGGGGACGUUCCUGAAAGCAGGCGGUGCUGACUGGUCCUCGUGGGUCAUGGGCCGGUCAGACGGACCGGCCAGUCCUCUUCAGGUGCCGACCAUGUUGCUGAUGCUUUUGGUUGUGUAUCUGCUCUCCCAUGGAGCCUGCGGCCUUCCUCAGCCUCAGCCUCGCGUCUUCCUCUCCUUUGACGAGCUGCAGGCCGUGGCCUCCUUCGAGCACUACACGCUGUCCGACAAGGCCAUGGACUACAGGAUCCUGCACGUGGACGAGGACCAGGACAGGAUGUACAUGGGCUGCAAGGACCACGUGCUUUCCAUGGACAUCAACAACAUCACGCACGCCGCACUUAAGGUGUUUUGGCCCGCAUCUACCAGCAAGAUCGAGGAGUGCCAAAUGGCGGGCAAAGACCCCACGCACGGCUGCGGCAACUUCGUGCGGGUGGUGCAGCCGUACAACCGAACACACCUGUUCAUGUGCGGCAGCGGCGCCUACAGCCCCGUGUGCGUCUACGUCAACAGGGGGCGCCGACCCGAGGAACAAAUAUUUCACAUCGACUCCCGGCCCGAGUCCGGAAAAGGGAGGUGCUCCUUUAACCCGCAAGUCAACACCGUCUCCAUCAUGCUCAAUCAGGAGCUCUUCUCCGGAAUGUACAUCGACUUCAUGGGCACGGACGCCGCCAUCUUCAGGAGCCUCACCAAGAGGAACGCCGUGCGCACCGACCAGCACAAUUCGAAGUGGCUUAGCGAACCAAUCUUCAUCGACGCUCACCUCAUCCCGGACGGCACCGACCCCAACGACUCCAAGCUGUACUUCUUCUUCCGGGAGAGGCUGACGGACAACAGCGGGAACACCAAGAACAUCCAUACGAUGGUAGCCCGAGUGUGUCCGAGCGACAUCGGAGGACAGCGUAGUCUGGUCAACAAAUGGACCACCUUCCUCAAGGCCAGGAUGGUGUGUUCCGUCCUGGAGGAGGACGGCACAGAGACUCACUUUGAUGAACUGGAAAGUGUGUUUUUGCUGGAAAGCGAACAUCCCAAAGGCCUGUUGCUGUUCGGAGUCUUCACAUCCACAAGCUCUGUCUUCAAAGGCUCGGCGGUGUGUGUGUAUAACAUGGCCGACGUCCUCACCGUCUUCAACGGGCCCUUCGCUCACAGAGACGGACCCAACUUCCAGUGGGUGGCCUUCCAGGGACGCAUCCCCUACCCCAGGCCUGGAACUUGUCCUGGCGGCGCCUUCACGCCGGACAUCCGCACCACCAAAGAGUUCCCGGAUGACGUGGUCAACUUCGUCCGCAACCACCCGGUCAUGUUCAACGCCGUCUAUCCCGUCGGGAGGAGACCUCUGGUGGUCCGCACGGGGGCCGACUACAAGUACACGUCUGUGGCCGUGGACCAGGUGGCGGCGGCGGAUGGAAACUACCAAGUCCUGUUCUUGGGCACGGACAAAGGUACCGUCCAGAAGGUGAUCGCCCUGCCCACCAACCACUCCCUGCAUGAGGAUCUCAUUCUGGAGGAGCUGGAAGUCUUUAAGAGCCAAGCUCCAGUUACAAACUUGAGGAUCUCAUCUAAAAAACAACAGCUGUACGUCAGCUCGGAGUUGGGGGUCUCGCAGGUCUCGCUGCACCGCUGUCACGCCUACGGCUCGGCCUGCGCCGACUGCUGCCUGGCCAGAGACCCUUACUGCGCCUGGGACGGACUCAGCUGCUCCCGCUUCUACCCCACCGGGAAAAGGAGGAGCAGGAGGCAGGACGUCAUGCAUGGAAAUCCUCUCACUCAGUGCCGAGGAUUCAAUCUGAAAGCCUACAGGAAUGCAGCGGAGAUGACGCAGUACGCCGUCAAAAACAACACCACCUUCCUGGAGUGCCUCCCCAAGGCCCCCCAGGCCUCCAUCCGCUGGCUCAUCCACAGGGACAACGACAGGAGGAAAGAGGUGAAGCUGAGCGAGCGCGUCCUCUCCACCGACCACGGCCUCCUGGUCCGCUCGGCCCAGCCCUCCGACCAGGGCCUGUACUACUGCCUGACCACCGAGAACGGCUUCAAGCGCACCGUGGCCAAGAUCCGCCUGCGUGUGCUGAGCGAGGCCAUGGUGAGCGUGCUCGCGGACAAGAAGCAGGCGCCGUGGGCCCGAUCCGGCUCCUUGCACCCCAAGGCGCUGCUGGAGGCCUUCAGCCCCGCAGAGAGCCUGGCCAUGCAGCAGUACUGCAAGGAGAGGAAGGAGCUCCAGCAGACGCAGCCGCCCCCGGGGCCCCUCAGGGGGGACUUAGCCAAGCUCAAGCCCCUGCUGGAUCGCAGGAAGAGCCGCAACCGUCGCAAUCACCUCCCGGAGGAGUGAGGCGGUACACUGUGGACGCUGAGACGAGGAUGAUGCUCCUCUACCAAAUAGAAGUCACUUUGGACACACGUGGGCGUGACUUUCACAAGACAGUAGAUUGUAGCUGUGGCCAGUGUGCAUCUUCUGGGACAAAAGGGAGACGCAUAAAGGGAAACGUGGAUGCAUGAACAUUGGCCACGUUGUAAAAUCUCCUGUAUUUAUUCCUGCCUGAUCAAAGUGUAAUGUCCCAACUCCCCCACUAGGUAGUGCAAGUGAGUGUGUGAAUAUGUUGUGUAGAUAAGUGGUGUGUACAGGUAUUUAAUGUUUAGUGUAAAUAACUUCACUGACUUACUACGACUGCAUCUGCAACUCGCAGAGACUAGCCUGACGACACGCCAUUUUUACAACAGCGCACGUUGAAUAAAACUGUACGACCAGCAGCGACUUAAGCGGACAUUUCUAUUUAUUUCUGAAAAGUUACCUGUUAAUGUCAUUUUUUUGUGCAUGAAAGCAUGAAACUGCCCAAAUGUGUGUUUGCUAGUGUGCUAAACCCAGCUUCCAUUACCAGGCUCAACUUUUUUUUUGGUAGAUUUAACUGCAGGUAGUUUGUGCACACCUGGAGGCAAGAAGGACUGGAACAAAUUAGGAUUUGUUCAUUUGUCCUAAUGAAAUAUGAUGACAUUACUACUAGCACAUCACUACUAUCAGGAGAACCAGAGUAUAGAGGGGGAGGAGCCACCUGCUGUGGCCCAGUAAGGUGCACUAUAUUUGGGCACACGCUCCGAGCAGCCGGUGUGACGCCUCGGAGGUCUCUGGCAGAGCUUUUGCACUUUUCAAACACAGCAGGAGAGCGCUUGAUUGGCUCACCUGCACAUUACAUGUAACCUCACCUCAUUGGAGCUUUUUUUUCUUUAAUUAUCGGUUAUCGGAGUUGUUUUUAAUGUUAUCGUCCCGACAAUUAUCGCAUAUGAAAACAAAGAUCCUUCAAGUGAAAUACAGUAGAUUCACAAUUUCCGUGAGGGUUACUAUCGGGGACCACCAAGGAAUGGCGAGUAAUUGACACGCCAAAAAAAAUGUAUAUUGUUGGCAAACUUCCAAACCGUCCUGCUAGCUUGACUUUGCUGUUCUCCUCCAUUUUCACAUCAACAUUUGCAAUAAAAGUGAAAAACGUCCUUUCCUCUGAGUAAAAACAACAAAUUUUGACCAAAAAUAUGCAAAUCUGAAUGCUGAAUCACAAAUGUGAUUCACUGGGAUCCACUGUUUUGUUAUUUUAGGAAAACAUUUGCCAUACACUAAUCCCUCCUUUAAAGCGGUUCAGUGGUUCCAGACCGACCAUGAUGACUGAAUUUGUCAACAAUUUAAUUCCUUCAUUAUAAAUCAUAUAUUUUUGUCAUCAGAGCACUUCUAAAUAUGCUUUUUAACAUGAUUAGAGCCCUCUAGACAUGAAAUAACACCCCUAUACAGUAGUACCUCGCAUAACGUAAACCUCCUUUUACGUAAAUUCCACUGAACGUAAAGAAUUUAUGUCAAUUUUAAGGAAUUAAUUAAUUAAUUUAAGGAAUUCCAUAUAACGUAAAGCGUCAAGUCCGUGCAAGCGACAGAGAGACUAACAGAGUAUACUUGGUGACGCCUUCUGGCUUCACGCUCUCAUUGGCUGAUUAUCGGGGCACCGCCUAGGCUCUCAUCUCAUUGGCUGACUUAUCCAGCGCGUCCGUGUUUGUAUGCGAGCUCCCUUCCUCAUCGUAGUCGCCCCUAAACUAGUUUGCACGCAUUGAAAUCUCUUCUUAAUUUGUUUACUUUUCGUUAAGCAGGAAAUGAUCCAGAAGCAUGACGGUGGUAUGAAGUUAAGUGAUGUUGCUACAAGUAGACUCUACGGCCGUUCCCCAUCCACCAUUAUACCUUACUUACCUUAUUUUAUAUUGGAAUGUUACUCUACUAUGUUUAUGCUGUUUUCUUAUAUUUUCCCAUCAUAUUUGGUGGACUUUGAAUAUUUUGAAGGCCCAAAGGUGUGCGUUUGGGAAGAUCUUGGAACGGAUUAGGCUAUUUACAUGUAUUUUACGCUUCCUAUAACAUAGAAACACUAUAACAUAAAGGUUCUUGGAACGGAUUAUUUACGUUGUAGGGGUGUCUACUGUAGUCACCUUCACACUCCUAUUACCCAAUAUAGUAGACAUAAUAAGAGAACAUAAGACAUAAUAUAGUCACAUAUGUUAGCCUUGGGAGUGUUCUUUGUUGCUGUUUCUUUUUUUUUACUUCCUGUUUCUGUACAGUACUUCCUGCAGUGGCUGUUGUGGCAUCAAUGUAACAUUACUGACACCUAGUGACCAGUGUAGAAUACUACAUGCAUCUUCUGAAUACCUUAUAUUUGUAGUGUACUUCUUUUUGACAUUUCUAUGCUGAAAAAUGUUUAAUCUAGGCAAAAAAAUGUAAAAUGAGCAAAAAUAUGCGUUUAUUUUUACUAAUAAUAGGCAGUAGUGAACCACGACAGAGAGUGAAGGCGGCGAGGGGUUGCUGUAUGUUAUAUCGUGUUUGUUCAACGCGAGAAUGGCUGCUGAGCACAUUUAACAGU